Eriocheir sinensis (Chinese mitten crab) is the source of this 338-nucleotide messenger RNA. Its product is annotated as leucine-rich PPR motif-containing protein, mitochondrial-like. The record is from RefSeq and is a predicted model, not a curated record. Lineage: Eukaryota; Metazoa; Arthropoda; Malacostraca; Decapoda; Varunidae.
GCUUCAGAAGAUAAUGGACCUCAGCAUACAGGUGCAUGGUGAAUUGAACAGUCUCUAUGACAUGGUGUUCGCCUUCAUCGAGUGCGGCAAAGUGCAUCAGGCACGGAAGCUGGUUGAGACACCAGGACUACGUGCAUUCAAUGGCAAGUUGGAUCAGAAGUGCAGAUGGCUGAGGGAUGCCGGCAAGGUUGAGGAAUUAGCCAAUCUUGUUUCUGUGACCAAGGAAAUAUUUGAUGUUGACCGCAACAUGAUGUACUCCCAUCUUCUCCAGGCAUAUGGUAAGAAAUGUUCGUUAAUGUACUAUACAGUCAAGCCUUAACAUUCAUGGAGGGUUGAUA